AUGGCGAGGGUGGCGGUACUGUGGCGGAAGAUGAGAGAUAACUUCCAGAGCAAGGAGUUCCGGGAAUACGUGAGCAGCACUCACUUCUGGGGUCCCGUGUUCAACUGGGGCCUUCCGCUGGCUGCCUUUAAAGACAUGAAGGCGUCGCCGGAGAUCAUCAGUGGCCGCAUGACGACAGCGCUUAUCUUGUACUCGGCGAUUUUCAUGCGCUUCGCCUACCGCGUACAGCCUCGAAACCUGCUGCUGAUGGCGUGCCACUGUACCAACGUGAUGGCGCAGAGUGUGCAGGCCAGUCGCUACCUACUCUACUACUACGGCGGCGGCGCCGAGGCUAAAGCCCGCGAACCUCCGGCUACCGCCGACGCCGCCACCAGCCCGGGUUCCCAGCCCCCGAAACAGGCUUCUUAAGAACUGAGAGGGCCUGAUCCUCAUCUCUGCAGGUCACAAGCACUGAACUGUCAUUCCUCCUGAAAAAAGACCAAUGAAGACCUCGGUUUUGACUCUAAAACAGUGCGAAUCUGACUUAAACCUGCAGUUUGAUUAAUAAAGAAAUACAAAGUAACA
Nomascus leucogenys (northern white-cheeked gibbon) is the source of this 564-nucleotide messenger RNA. It is a transcript of the gene MPC1L, whose product is annotated as mitochondrial pyruvate carrier 1 like. The record is from RefSeq and is a predicted model, not a curated record. Gene Ontology annotation, biological process: pyruvate import into mitochondria. Lineage: Eukaryota; Metazoa; Chordata; Mammalia; Primates; Hylobatidae. Gene Ontology annotation, cellular component: mitochondrial inner membrane.